Neolamprologus brichardi is the source of this 3900-nucleotide messenger RNA. RefSeq names its product EBF transcription factor 2 (gene ebf2). Gene Ontology annotation, biological process: regulation of DNA-templated transcription. Gene Ontology annotation, molecular function: DNA binding; DNA-binding transcription factor activity. NCBI's taxonomy places the organism in Eukaryota, Metazoa, Chordata, Actinopteri, Cichliformes, Cichlidae. The record is from RefSeq and is a predicted model, not a curated record.
UACAAGCUUCCUGGCCCUCGGAUCAACUGGUUUGAUUCGAUUUGGCCCUGUGACAAAGGAAGACUUUCUGCACACUCAUACUUUAAAGAAUAUUUCGAGACUCGCUCCCGGAUAUCUGCGGAGCUGAACGCACAGAGCCCGUUCGGACUGACGGUGGAGAUGUGCGCUUGGACAAUGCUUCACAUCAGUGGAAGGAUAUAUUUACUAUCAUCAUUUGAACCAUAAAAGAAAGUCCUUUCGGAUUUUUAACGAGACACCCCUGAAACAUCACACAGCGUCGGUUACUUCUUUCCCCCCACAUAGCUCUGUAAAUGCUCAGUUCGUUUGUGGCGCUUUGGAGGAGCGCAGCGCGUUGAAGUGGACCUUUUCUUGUGUGCCAAAGUGCUUUAGCUGCCUAACUCAGUGUUUUUUCAACUGCUUCAAGAAAGUGUUACCAGCCGAUCGGAGCAGGGUGUAAAUGUUUGGAAUCCAGGAACAUCUGAUUCGUGAAGCGAGCGGAUUAAAAGAAAGAGGUCUUGGAGAGGAGAUGGAUCCAGUCCGGUCGUGGGUGCGCAAUGUUGGGGUUGUGGAUGCGAACGUCGCAGCGCAAAGUGGAGUGGCCCUGUCGAGAGCUCAUUUCGAGAAGCAGCCGCCCUCAAAUCUCCGCAAGUCCAACUUCUUCCACUUUGUCCUGGCGCUCUACGACAGACACGGCCAACCUGUGGAAGUGGAGAGGACUGCGUUUGUGGACUUUGUGGAGCACGAAAAGGAGCAGACGGGAGAAAAGACCAACAACGGUACUCACUACAAGCUGCAGCUCCUCUACAGCAAUGGGGUUCGCACUGAGCAGGAUCUUUAUGCACGACUUAUCGACUCCGUCACUAAACAGCCCAUAUCGUAUGAGGGACAAAACAAGAAUCCAGAAAUGUGUCGAGUUCUGCUCACACACGAGGUUAUGUGCAGUCGCUGUUGUGAGAAGAAAAGUUGUGGCAAUCGAAAUGAGACGCCGUCCGAUCCAGUCAUCAUUGACAGGUUUUUCUUGAAGUUUUUCCUGAAAUGUAACCAGAAUUGUCUGAAGACAGCAGGAAACCCAAGGGAUAUGAGGAGAUUUCAGGUGGUCCUGUGCAGCACUGUGAGUGUAGACGGUCACGUCCUAGCCGUGUCUGACAACAUGUUUGUCCACAACAACUCAAAACAUGGCAGAAGAGCUCGAAGACUGGAGCCAGGCGAGUCUGUCGAGAAUACGAUGGAAUAUGCUACCCCAUGUAUCAAAGCCAUCAGUCCGAGUGAGGGCUGGACCACUGGAGGUGCAAUGGUCAUAGUCAUUGGGGAGAACUUUUUUGAUGGGCUACAAGUGGUGUUUGGAAGCAUGCUCGUGUGGAGCGAGCUGAUCACACCACACGCUAUCCGUGUCCAGACACCUCCGAGACACAUUCCCGGGGUUGUGGAAGUCACACUGUCUUAUAAAUCUAAGCAAUUCUGCAAAGGAGCACCCGGGCGCUUUAUCUACACAGCUCUUAAUGAACCAACCAUAGAUUAUGGCUUUCAGCGUCUUCAGAAGGUUAUUCCUCGACACCCUGGUGACCCAGAGAAACUAGCUAAGGAGAUCCUCCUGAAAAGAGCAGCAGAUCUUGUGGAAGCUUUGUAUGGAAAUCCACACAGUAAUCAGGACAUGCUACUGAAACGAGCAGCUGACAUUGCCGAGGCGCUCUACAGUGUUCCCCGUCCUCACAGUCAGCUGCAGGCACUGCCCAGUUCACCAGCCCACGGCAGCGUCAUGGGCCUGGGCUCCUAUCCCUCUCAGUUGGGUGUGAGCAUCGGAGAGCCAGGACAGAGCAGCCAGGGUUACAUUCGCAACUCGAGCAGUUUGUCUCCAAGGGGUUACCCGUCAGCCUCAACUCCCCAGCAGUCAACCUAUGGUACUAGUGGAGGGAUGACUGGAGGCUAUGGGACAGUUCCCAUGACUAGUCUAGGUGUUCCUGGAUCUCCUGGUUUUAACAGUGCCUCCCCCACUGGCUCUCCCUACAUAAUGCCCUCUAGCCCCACUAUACCAGGAAGCUCCAGCUCCUCAUCUUCUCUCUUGCCUUUCUCCUCCUUCCCGUCUGCUGCUAAACAGAAGAGUGCUUUUGCUCCCGUCCUCAGGCCCCAAGGCUCUCCCUCCCCUGCCUGCCCCGCCUCAGGGGGGAACAGCUUCAGAGGUAGUCAUCCAACUCACUAUCUGACCCCCCUGUCUGAACUUAUGAAUGCAGUCUAACCCCUUGUACUAACUCGAAAGCUUUGACUGAACAAGACAGAAAACAGUUGCUGGAUGUAGAAUAAUGCAAGAGCUGAUUGAGUCGAAUCAUAGAUUUUGUAUAUUUUUUUCUCUCCAGCAAUGACGGGCCUGGUUGUUCCCCCGAUGUAGCAAAGCACCCCCAAUCUACCCCAGACCACUGCUUCACUUAGCCCCUCUUUUGGCACUACGAGGGCAGGGAGAAUGGAAAAUUGAUCACUAGCGACCAUGUACUGUAUAUCUUCCCUCCCCAACCCUGUAUGCUCGCCUUUUCUUAGUCCCUUUUUCAUCCGUCUGGAUGAACAGCACGGGGUAUGAAAAUGUCCAAAGACCAGCUAUCCACUGCAGACACGGAGGAGAAUAAUCCACCCACAACCACAGAGACCAUCCUUAGCAAGCAGCACUAGACUGGACCACAUUCGGUUGUGUACGUGCGUGUGUAAUGAAGCCUCGGAAAAGAAACAGAUGAAGACUGCUUCGAAUUUCGCCUCAAGCUUCAAAAGCAUCUGUGUUGACUUCUGACCAACCAUCACAUGCAGUAUUCACCUUUUUUCCUCAACACCUGCGCAAAACCACGGCCAGAGUUUUACAGGACGCACAACGAGAGCACUGAACACUGAUGGACGACAGACAACUCAGAUAAAAAGUUGCAGCUCUAAAAAGCAGGGUGCUAUUCUGUCUGCGUAUGGACACGUUAAACGGCAUGUGUGUAAACCGUCUGUGAGUUAGUGAGAGGUUUUUUUGUAGUAGACUUUUUGAAGACAAUUUACAUUCCAGAAAAACAAACCCUUUAUUUUUUGUUCUGAUCGUUACGGUUUUUCAAGGGAGAGCUCUUUGUCUCAAGGGUUAUUACUAAAGGAAUUCAUAUAUUGAUUUAUUUAAAAACAAGCAAUUUAACUUAUUAUUGUUAGUUUAGGUAAUAAUAUAAACGUGUUUUUAUACAGUGAUACUUUUUCCAGCUGUUACUGACAUGAAUUUAUCUCAGCAGUUACUAAUGAAUUUGAUGAAUGAUCAGCAGAGAAGAUGAAUUUGUUUUUUCUUUUUAAGUAAACAUCCCCAGUUUGCAGGAUCUUGCAUAAUGAUAUAUAUGUUGCAGAAGGUGAUUCUCCUUGUGUAAAGGAAAUGUUAGUUAGCCUUAUCCCUUUUUAAUUUCACUUUAAAUGCAUGCUCUCUUACACCGAUGCCCUGGUACUUUUUCACUCCAUGUUACAAAUUUAAAUAUAUACGACUGUGACUUUUACAUUUUACACAUCCAUGUUAAAUGUCUCAGCCCUGUACAGGUCUCUAGUCACUAUGCAGUACGGUAAAUAAAAGCACAAAUGCUCAAAAAGAAAGAAAAGAAGCGGGCGUAUUAGAUGUUCACUGACCCUCAUCAUUCUGUUUUUACUUGUACUUCCUUACUUACAUUUUUUUCAGUAUGACACAAACUGCAUUCUCAGGACUCGAAAAACGAAGAACACAAAGAACAGAUGACUCUUGCAAAAUUGUUUUUAGAGUUUGGUUAAUUUUAUUUAUUUAAAAAUUAUUAGCAAUUUAUUAUUAUGUUUUUGAAGCCAUCUUUCUUUGAAAUGAUACAAAAAAUAGUUGCAAAUGUGAUUUGUAUAUCUCAAGGUGUAAUUAUAUUUUGUGCUCCAAAUAAAAUGGAUACU